Prunus avium (sweet cherry) is the source of this 1024-nucleotide messenger RNA. The record is from RefSeq and is a predicted model, not a curated record. NCBI's taxonomy places the organism in Eukaryota, Viridiplantae, Streptophyta, Magnoliopsida, Rosales, Rosaceae.
CCAAUACUUGUUAAUUCUCCUAAUCAAUUUCGUCUUUUACUCUCGUAUUUUUGGGUCUGCUGGAACAGCGAGGAGCUGAGUGACAGUGCCGUCACCAUGAAGAGGAAGAAGAAGGGAAAAUCGUCACAGUCGUCGAAGUCAAUUCCGCUUCUAACACUGAGAGCAGCCAAAAAGGAGGAAGAACCCAGUAGUCGCAGCGAAAGCCAAUUGCAAUUGGUCACCACCACCACCACACCCUUCAGACUCCCCGAUGAUUGGUCCGUUGAGGAAAAGCGCCGUCCCCUUAGAAAUACCUCCAGCCCCGCCCGAAUCGACAAGUAUUACAUUGAGCCUGGCACGGGAUUGAAGUUUCGUUCGUUGCCAGCUGUACAGAGAUACCUAACAGAAGGGCAAAUCGAAACACAUAUGAAGAAACUAAAACCAGGCAGUGAAUGCAAUAUGCAAAUUAUACCAGGCACCACCUGUACUUCGUCCUUUAUACUACCUGAUGAUUGGGAAAUUGAGAAAAAACAGCGAAAGAAUUCUCAUGUUAUAGACAAGACUUAUAUAGAGCCAGGGACUGGACAGCGGUUUCGCUCUUUAAGAGCUGUUGAGAGAUACCUAACAGAAGGGAAUGAAAAUACUCCAUUUAAGGUAUUGAUGCCUGCCAAUAAGUCUAGUGUUGUUCUUUUACAAUUACUGAUUAAACAGGUCCUCGCAGGUCGUGGAGGAAACAUGUGGAACCCCUUCAUGGACGAUUCUGAGGUCUCCGGUUGUGUAAAGCAAAAGUGGGCCGAGACUUUUAAAUCAUCCAUGUAUGGUGGAAACAUUAGUGCACCAAGUCAUAAGUUAUAACUGUUUUGUCAGACUGGAACUUCUGUAAUCUAUACUGUUUUAUUUGUUUACUUUAGAUGCUAGCCCACCCAAAGUUUUACCAGAUCCUUAACAUUUUAGCGAUAAGAUGUAUAUAUGGAUGUGUUUUCAUAAAAGGAGCAGUUUGUAACACCAAAGAACACAAUAAUACUCAUUUUGCAUUUAAUGACCA